AUAAUUUAAAUAUGUAUUUGACCCAGGUCUAUUACAUAAUCAAUCAAUACUUCAAUAAAUCUGUAUUUAUAAUGAUUGGUGCCUUUCAACAUGUGUAAAUAAAUAAAACAUAAUAAAAUGCUGCUCAGUUCCUAACAAAAGCUUCAGGAACUACAUGAACUGUACUGGUAAGUAUCUUGCCACCCUUAAAACACUAUUGUGGCUGUGUCAUUCUCAUCUAAUUCCAAAACAGGAAGGAUUUACUCUAUAGUGUCAGCACAUUGACUCUGAGCAGUAUGUAGGAUAUGAAAGCCGUCUGGAGUUUCAGGUACAUGUGAUACUGUAACUACGUAAAACAAAAGAUCCAAGAACUCAUGAACAAGGUAUCCUUUAUUUAUAUUAAAACAAGCAUCAGGAACAGACUUAUGGGAUGAACCAUGAACCUGUCCAACCAGGUCCUGGUUCCUCAUAUAUUUUCCAUCUCUUUUGAAAUCAGAGAAAUCACGACAAAGAUCCAGCCGCAUACGAACCACAGAAAAUAUGGUGCGAAGAUACUUAGUGUCAUGGAUUCAAAAUCCACAAUCAGUAAUGGACACCUCAACUGACCCUUCAAGACCUGUGCAACAAGAGGGAGCCUUAGCCCCCAUGGGGCCCAGUGAGACGCCAAAACGUCUUUAUUUCUGGGCUAUAGUCUUAACUGCUGUCCUCUGCUGUCUGCUUGUCAUCACAGCUAUAGUGCUGGGGGUCCUCUAUGACAAGGAAUCAAAGAAAAAUUACAACCCAGAUCUGGACAGUUUGCUGUCCGCCUACCAUAAUGUGAGCACCCUCUACCAAAGAGUUUCUGAGGCCAAUGCCCAGCUGCAAAGAGAGAACACCGACCUGACCAAAAACAACACUUGGCUACACGCUCAGAACACACACCUCACCAGCAACAACACACAGCUCAUGUGGCAAAACGACAACCUCACACUGGAAAACACAGAGCAACGCCGGGAGAUCUGGAACCUGACCGACGCCAGUCGUCGACUACGCGACAAAGCCACCAAUCUGACCGCAUACAGUGAACAGCUGGAGGGGCAGAACCUGAACAUGUCUCACACCAUCACUCUACUGCAGCAGGAGAACAGAAACCUGACUGAAUCCAACACGCGACUGCAGAGCGAUAACUGGGACCUGUCUGAUGCUAACAUACAGCUCGAGCGGGAGAAUCACAACUUUUCUGAUGCCAACAGCUUCCUGGGGGGCUGUUGUGAGACAGCAAAAUGGAAUAGCACACUGCUUCUGAAGGAGAACCAGGGCCUGCUGGAAGAGAACACCUGGUUGAAGCACCAGAAUCAGAACUUGACCCAUCAAAAUGCAUGGCUGGCAAUGCAGGGAGAGGUGCUCAUGAGGGCCAAUGCCAGGCUAAGUUUGGAGAAUGCAAACCUACUGGAUGAUACACUCAGGCUUUACCAGAACUACCUGUCUCUGGAUCAGUACUGCCCUGUUGUGAAUGCUGAGACUCAGGAACGUCUUUGUAAGAAGUGUACAGGCAACUGGAUCAUUUUCCAGUCCAAGUGCUACUUCUUUUCUGGUGUCAAAAAAACCUGGCGUGACAGCCGAGCAAAAUGCCAAUCUGAAGGGGCAGACUUACUCAUUGUCAAUAGUGUGGAGGAGCAGAAGUUUGCAUUUAGGACAAGCCUUUCUGUCAAUCAAGCGGGCACCCGGGUUUGGAUCGGACUGACGGACGCACAGACAGAAGGACAGUGGCACUGGGUGGACGGCAGUCCUGUCACUGAGGAUUUGCAGUUCUGGCUUAGUCGGACUAGCGAAGCAGACGAGCCUGAUGACUGGAAGGCAACUAACUCUCUGGGUGAAGACUGUGGACAUCUAGACACUAGUGUGCACGAACUGAACUCCUGGAUGGAUGCGCCAUGUGAGACAGCCUACAGAUCAAUCUGUGAAAAGAGUGUUUAAAACAUACACAAAUUCUGUUCUUGUGCUGAUGUAAAGUCCAAAUACGCAUCAAAUAAGUUUAAGAAUACAUGCAGGCUAUUCCUUUCAGUCAUGUUCCAUUUCUCAAUAGUCAUUGAUCUGUCAAUAAUCUAUGUAUUUAGCAGGAUUCUACAACAAGCCUAUUUUUGAUGUAGAAUCACAACAUUCAAUUAACAUUUUCUACUUCAAAUUUUUCCAAAAAUGUAAAAAUUUCUAUGAAUCUCGUCUUUUUGAUCUCCUUUCAUUUUGAAGGCUGCGCUCACUCAAUAGCAUGAUUUAAUACAAAGGCUUUUCCACAUACAACAUACAAUCAAAUGCAACAUAGCAACUUUUACAACAUAAUGAACAUUAGCCAUGAGGUCAUGUGGCUCAGUUAAACUCAGUUUAUCCUCUUUUUCCUUAAUUUCAUUGCUGUACCAUUUAUUUUAAUAUUCUGCAUUGGAUCGUGAUGGUAUGUUGUGGAAACUGCAGUUUCAAUAAAGUUUGUUGAAAUUUGA
This is a messenger RNA of Anguilla anguilla (European eel), 2450 nucleotides long. RefSeq names its product C-type lectin domain family 4 member F-like. Lineage: Eukaryota; Metazoa; Chordata; Actinopteri; Anguilliformes; Anguillidae. The record is from RefSeq and is a predicted model, not a curated record. Bases 520 to 1935 code for a protein of 471 amino acids. The transcript is spliced from 6 exons.